This is a messenger RNA of Oncorhynchus kisutch (coho salmon), 5205 nucleotides long. Its product is annotated as whirlin. The transcript is spliced from 12 exons. Gene Ontology annotation, cellular component: stereocilium tip; stereocilia ankle link complex; cilium. Gene Ontology annotation, molecular function: protein binding. Lineage: Eukaryota; Metazoa; Chordata; Actinopteri; Salmoniformes; Salmonidae. Gene Ontology annotation, biological process: sensory perception of sound; auditory receptor cell stereocilium organization. Bases 660 to 3773 code for a protein of 1037 amino acids. The record is from RefSeq and is a predicted model, not a curated record.
AAAAGAUCUGAGUGAAUGAGCAAGUGCGGCGCUUUUAAGUAACAAUAUGAAAUAUUCUUCUCCGAUAGAGGAAGAUCAACUACCUUGCAAUUGAAGGGGACACUGAGACGAACGAGAAACAACCAGCUUUUUAAUUUUGGUCUAUAAAAAUAAUGAUGACAUAGGUAGGCUACAAAGAUGACCAAUUGCGAACUGUUUUGCUCCCAGACAAACCAGAGGAACACAUUCAGGUGCCACGUAGCGCAAGAGCGCGCGUGUCUUCUCCGUAUUCUUUGUUAUCCAGGAUAAUAUUCAGUUGAAUAAAAGUUGUUGUUGUUGUGACAAGUCUAGAAAUAUUCCUCACCUGCACGAGUAUUUUUGCCAACUUUUUGAAGCAAUUAUUUUCUCACCAUCAUCUACGGAUCUACGGUGCACCUUCACACAAACCGGACUCUCCAUAAAUAGGUGAAGAUCGAAGAUGCGGGGGCAAUGGAGAGCUGUUAUUAUUUGAUGCUUCCGACAGGCAUUAUUGGAAAGAUGACAAUUUUCAACGCUGACUUCCUCAAAGAAUCACCGUGCGGUCAUGUGUUUUCGGAGCGGAGAGACUUCUAUAGCAGUAUCUCAAAUGCAUGAUCUGACCAUCCAUGUCUGGGGUGUGCUGUUUAUGGUAAAUCUGUAGCAUGAUGAGCAGUGAUUUGGAGCGCGUUUCACUCAAUUCAACGACGGCAAACUCGGGAAUUGGGUCGGGUGGCCGCGCGCUGUCAGCAAACGUUCGGAAGCUGCACAACGCGCUCAACCUGCUGCUCACAGACUUCGAGAGAGAACAGUUCAUACACUGUCUAAAUGUUUACCAUGCAAAGCGCAACGUCUUCGAUUUAGUUCAAACUCUCAAAAUAAUCCUCAACACGCCAAACAAACGGCAACUCCUCCCGAUGUUGCGGUUGGUCAUUCCGCGCUCAGACCAGCUGUUGUUUGACCAGUAUACUUCCGAGGGCCUGUACCUUAAAACGGACCAUCUACCGCAAAACAGUGGUAACAACCCUGAAAGCUCUGGAGGAGAAGUAGGCAAUGCUGCAAACCACCAUGUCCAAAUUCCCACUGCUCACUGUAUGAACCCUCAUGAUCUCUCUUGUUAUGCAUCACCAGGAGCGUGUCCCGGCAAGGAUGGUUUCAGCACCACUGCUGAUGGGACCGCUCCCCAGGCUUUCAUCCAGGGGGAGCCUUUUGGAGAGAUCCGCCAAGUGACACUGAGACGCAGAAAGAGCAAUGAGGGUUUAGGGUUCAGCAUCCGGGGAGGCUCCGAGCACGAUGUGGGAAUAUAUGUGUCGCUAGUAGAACCCGGAUCUUUUGCUGAGAAUGAGGGAUUGAGGGUCGGUGAUCAAAUAGUGACUGUUAACGACAUGCUGUUUGACAGACUCUCACACAUGGAGGCAGUCAAGGUCCUGAAGGGCUGUAAGAAGCUAGCCAUGUCAGUGUGUUCUGUGGGCCGUAUCCCUGGCGGUUAUAUCACCAACCACAUCUACACCUGGGUGGACCCUCAGGGCCGCAGUGUCUCCCCUCCCUCCGACCUGGAGAAGCAGGAGCAGCACAGCACCCUGGGACGGCAGGACAGCCAGAGACGUGGACACACACGGGAGAGGGCUGAGAAGACGAUCACCCUAAACUUGAACGAUGGUCUCUCUCUGGGCCUGAUGAUCAGAGGAGGGGCAGAGUACGGCCUGGGCAUAUACAUUACUGGAGUGGACCCAGGCUCAGCCGCAGACCACGGUGGACUCAAGGUGGGCGACCAGCUGCUGGAGGUGAAUGGGCGGAGCUUCGUGGCCAUCCCCCAUGAUGAGGCGGUGAGGAUCCUGAAGACGUGUCGCCACCUGCUGGUUAGGGUGAGAGACGUUGGCCGCCUGCCCCAUGCCCGCACCGUGGUGGACCAGACCAAAUGGAUCAGCAGCCCUAGCCCCCCCAGCCCACCGCCCAUAGCAGAGAGCACCGCCAGCCCAGCUACUACACGGCCAUCUUCAGCGCGGGCUACACCUGUAUUAGGAAAGUCAGUGUGUCGAGGUGCGUGGCCCCCAGGUUCCCAGGUGUCUCUGGAGGAGCAGGCCUUUCUGCUGCUGACCGACCCAGAGAGGCAGACCAUGGUUUACUACCUGCAGGAGUACCAGGAGGGACACAUCGGUCUGGAACCCCUGGCUAUGGCCCUGUUUGAACUCUUCAACACCCACGCCAAGUUAUCCUUGCUGUCUGAGGUGCGUAGCCUGGUGGCUCCCCAGGACCUGGAGCUGUAUGAUGGUCUGGUGCUGCACCGUGAGAGGGAGGCUCUGAAGGCCUGGCAUGGAGAAACAGGAACGUUGCAUCCACACAGCCACUGUGUACACACAGAGCCCUCAGCCAGCCACAGCCACUCCAACCCCACCACUCUCUGCUCUGCCAAGCAUGAGUGCUCACAUGGUGACAGUGUAGAGCAAGAUCCAGGGGUACGCACUAAUGCCCUACCUGACAUUACAUUGAAAGAAGUGCGGUCUACAGCUGAAUCUCCUCCAUCCUUCAAGCCAUCACUUCCCUCUGGCCAUACCCAGACGAGAAACCCCAAGGAGAGGGACCCUUCCAAGCGUCCCUCAUCCAGUCACUCCCAGUCUGGCCUGAUCUUUACUGCCCCCACCAGGCUACAUCAGGAAUGUCACCACAAAUCCCUCAAAGCCUUCAGCUCCUCCAACCACCAAACCUCCACCUCCCCUAGUUCUGGCCUCCAUCACACCUGUCCCAACCCUGGCCACCAAAACAGCCGCAACCCUGGCACCAACCACAGUGCCAAUCUAAGCUCUGCUCAUCAGACAUCCAUAAACUCUCUUCACCACACCUGCCAAAACUCCCUCCACAUCUCCACCCCCACCUCUGACCACCACCCCCACCAAGGAUGCCCUAGCUCUGGCCACCAUACCUGCCCCGGCUCCCUUGAUCACAACCCCUUGUCGUUCCCCUCUGCUCUUCCAACCCAGGAGACGACCAUCAAGCUCCCCAUCUUCAGAUCCUCUUCCCAUGAGAAGCCUGCUACCUCCCAUAAGACUGCCUCCCCUUGUCUCUCACCGUGUCCCUCCCCUGGUCUCUCCCCAUGUCUGUCCCCCUGUCCCUCACCCUGUCCCUCUCUCGCUGUCAUGAAGCCGCCCCCAUGUAGCCCAGACAGACCCUGUUCUCCCUGUUCUCCCUCCCUCAGCCAGGGAGGUCAGUGUGCCAUGGCAGGCGUACACAGACUGACUGCUGAGGUCAGGCCCCAGCCCCAGCAGAAAGGUGCCACAUUAUCCCAACUGUCAGACAGUGGUCAGACUCUGAGUGAGGACAGUGGGGUGGACAUUGCUGAUGCAGGAGGGCUGAGUAAAGACAGCAGUCCUCGGCCCAGUAAGAACCAGGCCACACAGCAGUCCCAAGUGGCCCAGGGACCUGCAGCACUGGCAUCCAAACAGCAGCCUGGCUCUCCAGUGCCCACCGCUACCCUGGUACAUGUGGUAAAGAAUGCCAAUACUCUGGGUAUCGCUAUAGAGGGAGGGGCAAACACACGCCAGCCGCUGCCACGCAUCGUCACCAUACAGAAGGGGGGCUCGGCACACGGUUGUGGGCAGCUGAAGGUGGGUCAGGUGAUUCUGGAAGUGAACGGUGUCUCCCUGAGGGGCCGUGAGCACCAGGACGCUGCUUGCAUCAUCGCUGAGGCCUACAAGUCCAAAGAGAGGGACCACAUUGACUUCCUGGUCACAGAGUUCAACGCAGCCCUCCUGCAGGGCCUCUUGCAGGGUCGUAUUCAUUAGCCACCAUACAGAAGAAAAUGGACUAAAAUAGAUAGGGACUACCUGAACUUGUCAAAUAAAUGCUUGUUCCUAUUUUCCUGCAGGGGCUUUAGCAGGACUUUGCACUUUAAGGUUUAACGGAAGGAGAAGGAGAAGGAGAGAACGGGAGGGAGAGGUCUGAGUGUUAAUAUAAACAAUCUAUCUUAGUCUCGUCUAAGCCUGUUCUCCCUUCCCACUUUUUUUGUCUGUAGAUCACAACCAGGCUUUCCAUGUAGAGUUGUAUUGCCAAAAUGCAUGACAUUCUGCAUUAAGAACUCCCCAAUAUAAUCUAAUAGAACCUAAGAAGAACUCACCAAUAUAACCUAAUAGAACCUAAGAAGAACCCACCAAAGGAACCGAAUGGUAUUGAACUGAAAUCUUGAAAAUCACAGCUUAUAACAACAAUAUCAAUGCUGUGAUGUUAUUAAUUAUGUCAUUACAUUUAGCUGAUUUUCAGUCUCCCUGCUCUCUCCUCUCCAAUAGGUCUGCCAUUUGUAGCAGCUCUCCCCUGGAAGUGGUUAUACCAAGACGGUGCUUUGAAAAUGGACAGAAAUGGUAUCUAAUCUUAGUCGAACUAUACCUUUGUGCUAUCUCUAAAAUACUUUCUUUGUUUAAUUUCUGUAAUGUUUUAUGAACACCCUAUAUGUUGUAUAUAACACUGAAAUGGGGAGAGGAUUUGAGCUAUUUAUAACACUAGGUCGUCUGUAUGUAAGAAGAUAACAUUUCUUUAUGGAUUUGAUUAAUUUACUUAAUUUUUUAUUUAUAAGGGCAAUUCUUUUUCUAUACUUUGUGUUCAUGGUAUACAGUAUUGGUUAAUUGGCUGUGGGGUGAAUCUUGUGAUUACAUUAAGAAUCCUUUUUCAUACACUUCCAUAUAUAUAUAUACAGUAUAUAUACAGGAAAUACACAGUAGAUAAAAGCAGAGACAAUACUGAGAAUUAGCAAAGGUACUUCAUCUGAGCUGUAGAGCUGAAUCAGAGACAGUAAUGUUUCCUGGGAGAGGAAAAUUAGUACAUGAGCUGCUAAUGCAUCGUUAUACAGAUACAUAACUUGUCAAUUAUAGGUAACUGACUCACUAUUAGCAGAGAUGGGGUGGAGGGGAUGCAGCAGCAGCCAUAAUGCACAUUGUGUGUUUGGGAGAGAAUAUACUGUACACAUCGCCAAAAGUCAAGUUCUUCCACACCAAUCUCGGCGAACCAUUUCACUAUCGACGUCUGUGCACGGGGCAUUGUCAUGCUGAAACAGGAAAGGGCCUUCCCCAAACUGUUGUCACAAAUUUGGAAGCACAGAAUCGUCAAGAAUGUCAUCGUAUGCUAUGGCGUUAAGAUUUCCCUUCACUGGAACUAAGGGGCCUAGCUCAAACCAUGAAAAGCAGCCCCAGACCAUUAUUCAUGCUUUACAGUUGGCACUAUGCA